AUGUAAAUUUCCGAACGACACUGUUGGUAGCUCAGCUUAUACGGUAACGGCAAAAAUUAAAAUCUUGCCCUCUGUUUCUCUCCGGGUUUUUUUGACGAAAUGGAGCUCUCAGUCUCCGCUCCCCUCCGGAGCAGCUCCUCCUUACCUUUACCGAGUAAUAAACCUAAGGUCAGAAUUUCUCCGAGAAAUCUAUUGCCCACGCGGAUUCAUUAUCCAAUCUUCUCUUCAACUCCUAUUCAAAUGGACUCCCAAUCCACUCUCCGCGCCUCCUCAUCCCAAGACAACGGCUCCACCGUUACCUCUUCUCCAAUUGAAUCCGUUGGAAGAGAAGGACGAAUUGGAGAAGUGAAGAGAGUCACCAGAGAGACUAAUGUUUCCGUGAACAUAAACUUGGACGGUACAGGAAUCGCUGAUUCUAGUACCGGAAUUCCAUUUCUCGAUCACAUGUUAGAUCAACUUUCUUCGCAUGGGCUGUUCGAUAUUCAUGUGAAGGCAACUGGUGACAUUCACAUUGAUGAUCAUCACACUAAUGAAGACGUUGCACUUGCUAUUGGAACGGCAUUGCUGCAGGCGCUUGGUGAUAGAAAGGGAAUUAAUCGGUUUGGUGACUUUUCAGCUCCUCUAGAUGAGGCAUUAGUACAUGUUUCCUUGGAUUUAUCUGGACGGCCACAUUUGAGUUAUGAUUUGCAAAUUCCCACUCAAAGAGUUGGAACAUACGACACUCAGUUGGUGGAGCACUUUUUCCAGUCUUUGGUGAAUACUUCUGGCAUGACACUUCACAUUCGGCAGCUUGCUGGAAGAAAUUCUCAUCAUAUUAUUGAAGCAACCUUCAAAGCAUUUGCUAGGGCUCUUCGUCAAGCAACAGAAUAUGACCCUCGCCGUCUUGGGACUGUGCCAAGCUCAAAGGGGGUUCUGUCGAGAGCUUGAUGCAUGUUGAUGAUCAUGCCAAGGAUGGUUUUGUCUGGCCUUCAGGUUUCACCAGUAGUGAAUUCAUGAAUGCAUCAGCGAAACGUACUUUAGUGAUCUCUGCUCGGAAUAAUCUGUCGAGCACAAAUACAAGAUAUGUCGAAGCAAGAAUGAUAAAGAGUUUGCCUCUCUAUAUUAUAGUUUUACCGAACGCUGUUUAGUUAGGGCAACUUGAAGCUGUGAGGAGCACAUUUGCUCAUGACUAGUUUGUAUCAUGUGACAUUAAGAAAUAAAAUUCCAGACGCAUGGAAGAAGUAUUUAUGAACUAUAAA
This is a messenger RNA of Jatropha curcas, 1238 nucleotides long. RefSeq names its product imidazoleglycerol-phosphate dehydratase 1, chloroplastic. Gene Ontology annotation, biological process: L-histidine biosynthetic process. NCBI's taxonomy places the organism in Eukaryota, Viridiplantae, Streptophyta, Magnoliopsida, Malpighiales, Euphorbiaceae. The record is from RefSeq and is a predicted model, not a curated record. Gene Ontology annotation, molecular function: imidazoleglycerol-phosphate dehydratase activity.